Messenger RNA from Ictalurus furcatus (blue catfish), 3429 nucleotides. It is a transcript of the gene ttll7, whose product is annotated as tubulin tyrosine ligase-like family, member 7. The coding region runs from base 442 to 3222 and encodes 926 amino acids. The transcript is spliced from 21 exons. Gene Ontology annotation, molecular function: tubulin binding; tubulin-glutamic acid ligase activity. Gene Ontology annotation, cellular component: cilium. The record is from RefSeq and is a predicted model, not a curated record. Gene Ontology annotation, biological process: protein polyglutamylation; microtubule cytoskeleton organization. NCBI's taxonomy places the organism in Eukaryota, Metazoa, Chordata, Actinopteri, Siluriformes, Ictaluridae.
GAUGCAGGACAGGUUCAUUUCCAGUACUCUACAUAGCUAGCUAUUUUGGCAACUGAAGAUAAAAACAACACAAUUCUGUUAACAAAAGGUGGCGAGUUAAAUAAAAUAAAAAUAAAAACGAAAAGGACACCGCAGAGAAGCUGGAGCAAGUAAGUGUUCAGGCAACUUGUCCAUUCAUCUAUCCAUCGACAUAAAUGUACCGUGGUUACAUUUUUUUGGGAGAAGAAGCCCCCCUUCCCUUCCUCCUUCCCCCUUCCCUCUCCUCCCUAUUAUUCAGAACGAGAGCACCAGGUCCAGGACGGAAGGUGAAGGCCGAUGAACGGGCAGUCUGCUGCUCACAACACCACACAGACCGGAGAGACACAGUAGAUCUUGCACCAGUCUGUGCUGGCGAGUCCCAGAGGUCUGGCGGAGGAAACUUCUGAUCCACCCAUCCCUGACAUGCCAUCACUCCCCAACGACGGAGAUGAUCAAAAGUCGUCCCCCGUGAACUUACCAUCUGCACUGUCCAAUCAGAAUGGUGUCAAGAGAAAAGUGCGCACUAAGAAGAAGAAGGGCGUCAUCGCUGCCAAUGUGGCAGGAACAAAAUAUGAGAUUGUUCGUAUAGUCAUUGGGGAGAUGGCCUUCCACAAAACCAGAGAUGAGGACGAAACAGCCAACCUCAUCUGGAACGACUCGGCCGUACAGCAUGAGAAAAUCGCAGAGCUCAGGAACUACCAGAGAAUUAACCACUUCCCGGGAAUGGGAGAGAUCUGUCGAAAAGACUGUCUGGCAAGAAACAUGUCCAAGAUGAUUAAAAGCCAGCCUCAGGAAUACAGCUUCAUUCCCAAAACCUGGAUCUUCCCGGCGGAGUACACUCAGUUCCAGAACUACGUGAAGGAGCUGAGACGCAAACGGAAGCAAAAGACGUUCAUCGUCAAGCCCGCAAACGGAGCAAUGGGUCAUGGUAUAUCUUUGAUUCGGAAUUGCGAAAAACUCCCAGCACAAGACCACUUCAUUGUGCAGGAGUACUUGGACAAGCCCUUUUUAAUGGAGGGCUACAAGUUUGACCUGCGCAUUUACAUCCUGGUCACCUCCUGCGACCCUCUGAGGAUCUUCCUCUACAAUGACGGCUUGGUGCGGAUGGGAACCGAGAAGUAUCAUACGCCUAAUGAGUCCAAUCUGAGUCAGCUAUACAUGCACCUGACGAAUUACUCUGUAAACAAACACAACGAGAAUUUUGAGCGUGAUGAGACCGUGGAUAAAGGCAGCAAGAGAUCCAUUGGCUGGUUCACUGAAUUUCUCCGCAUCAACAACUACGAUGUCGCCAAAUUCUGGGGCGACGUUUCGGAGCUGGUGGUGAAGACUCUGAUUGUGGCCGAGCCUCAUGUGCUCCAUGCGUACCGCAUGUGCCGCCCUGGACAACCGACAGGGAGCGACAGUGUCUGCUUCGAGGUCCUCGGCUUUGACAUCAUCCUUGACCGCAAGCUGAAGCCGUGGCUGCUGGAGAUCAAUCGAGCUCCGAGUUUUGGGACAGAUCAGAAGAUUGAUUAUGAAGUGAAGAGAGGGGUCUUGCUCAAUGCCCUGAAACUGCUGAACAUCAGAGCGAGCGAUAAGCGCCGAAACCUGGCUCAGCAGAAGGCCGAGGCACAACGACGCCUCUAUGGCCAGGGCACCAUGAAGAAACUUUCAGCAGGUUCAUCCGAGUGGGAAAAGCAGCGCCUCACCCUGGAGCGGAGGAAAGAGGAACUGAAAGAGAGGCUGGCCCAGGUUCGCAAGCAGAUCUCCAGGGAGGAGUACGAAAAGCGUCAUCUGGGGAACUACAGACGUAUUUACCCCCCAGAUGACAAGCUGCUCUUGGAGAAGUAUGAGGGCCUCCUCUCGGUUGCCUUUCAGACGUUCCUUGCUGGGCGAGCAGCCUCACUUCAAAAAGAAAUGAAUAAUCCUCUGAAACGAAUGAAGGAAGAGGACAUCUUGGAUCUGCUGGAGCAGUGCGAGUUGGAUGAUGAGAAGUUGAUGGGAAAGACAUCCAGGCAGAGAGGAGUGAAGGCCUUGUCCUCCAUGCCCGAGAGCGCCCAGAUGCCUAGGAGGCACAGGGACUACGAAGACAGCUCGGGCAGCUGCAACAGUAGCAGAACGUCAUGCUCAAACACUGAUGAAGAGGAAGAGAGCACCAACGACCUCCAAGAAAAGAAGGUCUCCAUUGAGGUUGGGGAGAGCAGACAGAAAACCUCUGAGCGUUCCAGCCGUGUGCACUGGAAGCCUGCUCCCAAACCAGAGAAAUUGGGCUCAGUAUCCUCACCAUCGCUGUCAGGACUCAUCCGCCGCUCUGUGUCAUGCCCGCGCUCCAUCUCUUCUUUGAGUGGACAGUCACCCAGCAGUGACGGUAGAGGCACCUCGAACAAGAGUUUGCCACAGAUGGGAAGCACUAGUGUGGCAUCAGCCCAUGCAGGAGCUUUGGCUCCGCCAACGUCGUUGGUUCGACCGCACACAGCUCUGCGCUCACACUCUCUCAGCCGCAACAUCUCUGCCCACAGAAUGCCCCACAGCAGCAGCCUGGGCACUAUCCACUCCACCACGGGAGAGUCCCUGCUGAAUGCGAGGAGCAAGGAGCAGGAGGCGGAGCUGACGCGGCAGACGCUGGCUGCGCUGGGGGAGUUACGCAUCCGAUUCCCAGGGAAGAGCGAGGAGGAAGCGGAGGCCGUGCUGGACGAGAUUUUAAACAACUGGAAAUAUCAUAAACCAAAAGUGGCUUCUUAUUGGCUCGUGAAGUUAGAUGCCACCAAACAAAGAAAGGUCCUGGACAUUGUCCGCACCAAUGUUCGUUCAUUGCUCCAGAGGAUCUGGAGGGAGCCUGACAUCGACAGUUUACGUCUCUACCGCCUUUUUAACCGCGUCUUCAGUCGCCUGCUCUGGAGCCAUGGUCAAGGCCUGUGGAACUGUUUCUGCAGCUCUGGCAGGUCAUCGUGGGAGAGCAUCUUCAGCAAGAGCAGCGAGGUGGUGACGCCGCAGGAGUUGCAGUGCUGCCAGCGCUUGGUGCAGCUGUGCCGUGACUGCCUGCUGGUGGUUUACAAGUUCGUAGUGGAGUCGCGUGGGUCGCUGACCGGCCUGAGCCCGGAGUGGGAUGAUCCCAGGUAUCUGGUGCCAGUGACCUCCCAGUUCAUCAUCAAGUGGCCUUCCUCCAGCUCGAGCCGGAACGUGGCCUCUCGCAGUCUUUUCACCACCCGCAUGGGCCACUUCUAAUCCACCCUGGACACUCGCCGCCUCCUGGGGAGGAAAGGAGCACAGAUCCCUCUGCUAAACCCCUCUUUGGGGACACGCUGACUCUGGAAGCAUGCAAAAAGGGAUUUUGCCAGUCCGCUUUUUUAGAUAUAGUCGUUGGCGCAUCAGAGGCAGACAUUUAGGCAGUCCCUCCCAUGAGUUCGGCUUGUGCCCAUGGAUCUCAUCUCA